Trichoderma atroviride IMI 206040 is the source of this 813-nucleotide messenger RNA. RefSeq lists its product as uncharacterized. Lineage: Eukaryota; Fungi; Ascomycota; Sordariomycetes; Hypocreales; Hypocreaceae. The record is from RefSeq and is a predicted model, not a curated record.
AUGAAAGUAGAAGAGACUAAAGACACCGCGAUGCCUCUGGAGGCCAUCCCCCACGCCGAUGGCAACACGACACCAACUUCCUCUCCCAUCAACCCCAAAUGGAGCCCGAAGGAUGACAUCUGCGCCAAGUUGUUUGGCCCAUGGGAUAAUCUACCUUGCUACGAUCAUAUCAACGAGGUGCGGCUCCUGCGAGACCUCGAUAACGCCAUCGUCCUCUUCGAGCAGCAGAUCAACCACAGUGAUGUCGGCUUCCGUGCUUGGCAGACUCGACACAUUCAGGCUAUGGAAGCUGGCUUGGUUCCAGUUCCAGGAUUUCCAUGUCUUCAAACCGUUCGUAAGGGAAAGCGGAUCUGGCACGACGAUGCAUGGGAGCAGCGAUAUUUCUAUCUUGUUUAUCAGCGACGCGAGAUCAUCAUGGGACGCUUAUCCAGACUCCUGGCACUGCCUCGAUACGCGCAAGAAGACUUUUUUGGACAGCGACCAGCGUUUCCUCGAAUGGUGCUGCAAGGCGGUAAGGGCCGUUACACUCGACAUCUUUUGUUGCGAUGCGACUGGUGGCAGUCUGUGGAUGAUCUCUUGAAAGCAGCGGCCGAGAGGUGGAAAAUGGACGAAGCAGAGUUGAAGACUCGGUUCUGGGCAGACGACGAUGCAUCCAGCGUCGAGACACAAGCGAAAGAAUGGGACGGUGUGAUCAAAGAAGAGGACAGCGCUGAUUUAUGCGCUGGGGAAGACGUAUUCAACCCGCUCGACUUUGCGGCAAACUGGGCUUCGGAGGCAUGGUGGUAUCUCCAUGGUCGACGAACAACACUAUGA